AUGGUGGAGAACAAUCAACCUGAGGAGACGGAUACUAUGAAGACUAAGACAUGGACAAAUUUAUUUCAGAGGAAUCGAGCAGUUGAAAAUAGUAUGUCGCUAGCUUACAUACCCCUACAACUCAUUUAUGGUCAAGUUGUUGUUCAAUUAGACAAAGUAGAGGUAGAUCUGGAAACAGAGAAAUGGAAAAAUGCCGUGAUAGCUUAUAUAAUUGGGAAAACACCGGGUUAUAAUGCUAUGAAGAGAUUUGUUGGGAUAAAUUGGGCAAAUGUGGUGGAGCCUGAGCUGUACUUACAUGAGGAGGGUUACUACAACAUCAAAUUUCAAAAUGUAGAUGAUAUGAAAGAAAUUAACUACUUUGGGCCAUACACGUUUAAUAACAGACCUAUCAUCCUAAAGCCUUGGACACCAGAUUUUGAUUUUAAUGAGGAGUUUCCCACUGAAAUUCCUCUAUGGGUUCAAUUUCCUAAUCUGCCUAUGAACUGUUGGGGUCAUGGUUUAUUAAGUCGAAUGGCUAGUACAAUAGGUACUCCUAUCUAUGCAGAUGAGUGCACUGCAAAGAAAACUAGAGUAUCAUUUGCAAGAAUGUUGAUAGAAGUGAAUAUCACUAAAGACUUGUUAGUGAGGUAUGAUUGGAAACCUGAGUUCUGUCAGAAAUGUUUAGUGGUUGGGCACAAAUGUGGUAUGAAACAACAACAAAAUAAGCAGCAAGAGAAGCAACAAGGCAGGAGAAGAGAGCCUAAGAAGGUCACUAGGGAAUGGAGGUGCAAAAGACCAUUGAAAGGUGGAGAUAGUCAUGCUAAUCAACCAGAGGAUAAAAAUUAA
Messenger RNA from Nicotiana tabacum (common tobacco), 825 nucleotides. RefSeq lists its product as uncharacterized. Lineage: Eukaryota; Viridiplantae; Streptophyta; Magnoliopsida; Solanales; Solanaceae. The record is from RefSeq and is a predicted model, not a curated record.